Molecule: messenger RNA, 1431 nt
Organism: Hemicordylus capensis (graceful crag lizard)
Lineage: Eukaryota; Metazoa; Chordata; Lepidosauria; Squamata; Cordylidae
Exons: 2
Coding region: 126-1424 (432 amino acids)
Source: RefSeq, a predicted model, not a curated record
GUACUUUUCUGUCAGCUUUUUCCUUCUUUACCUUGUUGUGUGUGUUCCCUAACCAAAAAAAAAAAAAUUGUUAGUCUUCUCCUUACCUCUCCUCCCCCCUUCCCCCUCCUUCAGCUCCUCAUUUCAUGGGCAGCCCUAUUAGGGCAAGAAUCGUCUUGGUGCCCAGAGGCUGCAAUCAGGACCGUUUUGGUCCGGGGCUUUCCAGGGCUUUUCACGCCCCAGCUCCGACGCGACCGAGCUUGCCGCUCUGCUCUCCAGAACCGGGGCAUUCCUGCAGGCGGGAGAUCUCUAUACUCCCCAGCUGCUCAGCAUCAAACGCAAGGUCAGAGGAGCGAGGGAAAGACAUCGGGCAGUUAAAGAAGCUCCGUUUGCUUAGUUUAGCUGCGGCGACGGUGACGGCUGCCUUGGAGCCGCCCGCACCGGUCGCUCCCGGGUACGCGGCGUGUCUCCUGCCUUCGGGCCGCGAGACACGUGCUUCAGCGGCCCGGAGGGCAGCGGAGGGUGCCAUCGCCAUAUCGAGUCCUCGUGGCCCCUCGGAAGUCUUUUUGACACAGCAAGCUCGCCUCAGUAAGAGUGGGAAGGAGGAUAAAAUGGCGACGGAACUCGAAAAGGCGCGAAAGCAGCCGGCGGCCAUUUUGAAGUCAUCGCAGCAGGCCCCUCCGAAGCCUUCCCUGCAGCAACAGGAGCAGGUUGAGGCUGAGGUGACUGAAUUGCUCAAGACUCCUACAACAGAUGCCCCGAUAGUUCAGCUGGUGUCAAACUCCUUGGUCCCUAGGGAUGGAGAAGUCACACUCAAAGACCCAGCAGAUAAAAAAGCUGAAUCAGCAUUUAAAAGAGCUCAUGAAAACUCAAUGCAUGCUACAAGGGCGGCGGCUGCAGCAUCCAUGGCAGCUAGGGCCUCCCUACUGUGGAUUGAUGGCCUUUUAAACGAUCCACCUGCUGACAACAUCAGAUUUAGACAGCAGCUCGUUAAAAUUCAGAAGGCACAAGCCUUUAUGGCGGAUGCCACUCUAGAUUCUGUAAGAUACUCAGCUAGAGUAGCUGCAGCCUCAGUUCUCGGCAGGCGCCACCUUUGGCUAAAAAAUUGGGCAGUGGAUAAUACUUCAAGAGCCAACCUGACCGCUGUGCCCUAUGAUGCCACUAAGUUGUUUGGGGAGGAGGCCCUCAAGGAUAUUUUAGUUGAGUCAGUGGACAAGCGCAGAACGAUGCCCACAACAACUAGGAAGGCGGAACGCCAACCUUUUAAAAAGAAUUACCAACAGUUUCAGAAUUUUCAGCCCUUUCGGCCCUCCCGGCCUUUUAGAGGCCGGUUCAGGGAUUUCAGACAGCAGAGGGGAACAUGGGGUCGGCAGCGAUUCCCUUACAGGGGUGCGGGCGGCUAUAGACAACAGGGCUCGCAGCCUAAACAAAAACCGCAACAAUGACUGCAAA